Messenger RNA from Saxophila tyrrhenica, 3780 nucleotides. It is a transcript of the gene BUB1, whose product is annotated as protein kinase. Gene Ontology annotation, molecular function: ATP binding; protein kinase activity. NCBI's taxonomy places the organism in Eukaryota, Fungi, Ascomycota, Dothideomycetes, Mycosphaerellales, Extremaceae. The record is from RefSeq and is a predicted model, not a curated record. Gene Ontology annotation, cellular component: nucleus. The coding region runs from base 1 to 3780 and encodes 1259 amino acids. Gene Ontology annotation, biological process: protein phosphorylation; meiotic sister chromatid cohesion, centromeric; mitotic spindle assembly checkpoint signaling. The transcript has 2 exons.
AUGGCGGCCACCGACGACCUCAUCGACUUCAACAUCAUCGAAUCGCACAAGGAGAACAUUCAGGCUCUCCCCAGCGGCCGCUCAGCGAAAGCGCUCGCGCAGAUCUACUCACCACCACUACUUGGAGCCAACCCUUCGCCUUCAGCAACUGAAGACGCCAAUGCAGGAAAACGCGCAGAGUACGAGAAGGAAUUGCAGACUAUCGACGAAGCCGACGACCCUCUGGACGUGUACGACCGCUACGUGAAAUGGACGCUCGACGCAUAUCCCUCUGCGCAAGCGACACCACAAUCGCAACUUCUGCCCCUUCUCGAACGCGCGACGAAAGCCUUCCAGUCAUCCUCGCAUUACAAGAAUGAUCCGCGGUAUCUGAGAAUAUGGCUGCACUACAUCCGCAUGUUCUCAGACGCGCCCCGAGAGGUGUUUGUAUUCCUUGCACGACACGGCAUAGGCGAAGCGCUGGCACUGUACUACGAGGAGUUCGCGGCGUGGCUGGAGAACGCUGGCCGAUGGAACCAGGCGGAGGAAGUGUACAAGAUGGGGUUGGAGAGAGAGGCGCGGCCUGUUGAGAGACUGCUUCGGAAGUUUGGCGAGUUUGAGCGAAGAAACCAGGCGCGACCUCAUGAUGCAGCUGAGCCUACAAGUCCAGCUCUACCAAUCGCGAGACCUGCGUUGGCUGCAAAGAUCGACCCGUUCGCGGCCGCUUCACCUUCUGCAGCAGCACCACAGCAAGCUCGGUCAACAGCAAGCAAGAAGUCGAAAGGAUCGAAAAUGGCUAUCUUUUCGGACAGCGACGACUCUUCAUCACGACCAAGCUCUGGUAGCGGAGCAAAGGGUUGGGAUAACAUUGGUAGCCUCGCAGAGCGAAAGAAGGAGAAUACCGUGGAGGCAAAGCCAUGGGUAGGCGAGAAGCUCAAAGGAGGCAAGACGAACGGUGGCAUGAUGAAGAUGGCUGUGUUCAAGGACCAGAGUGUGCGGAAUCCAAAGACCGGAAGGCUAGAGUGUGUUUAUGUUGACCUGGAGUCCAUCUACCCAGACCCUCAGAACUCGAGGGUGGAGUAUUGCUUUGAGGAGUUGAUGGCGAGGCAUAGAGGUCAUGAUAUCUCAAGGCGGAAACGAAAACCGAGGACCCAGCAACAGCACGCAGAAGCAGAUCAAGACGAUACUCCAAUGGACUUGGACCAGGAGCCAGACCUUCCAGACGAAAGCGCGCAGCAGGAUGAGCCCAUGACAGGCCUCGAGGAGGUAGUGGCGAAAUCAACCAAGAAGGAGCGUGGCUUCAAGAUCUUUGAGGAUGCCUUUGAGAUACCGCCGGUACAGCACAAGACCGAAAAAGAUGAGAAGGUGCUCGUAGAGAAGUUUUCGAAGACUCUGGCUCUCAAUGACGAGCAAGACGAGAACGCACCUCCUUCUCAACGGGAGGCACAACUGGCUAAGAAGCUGCGGCGGGAGGAGCGUGCGAACAGGACUCGCAAGAUCCAGGUCAUGGAUGUGAAGCACAUCAAGAACGAAACCAAGACGAUCCAGCUGAACCUCGACUCUCCUACCGGACCGAAGCUGAAGCGCAAGAAGUCUUCCGACAAGCCAGAGCCGACCAUGACCAUCAACACCAAGGAGGCUAUGGACGAGAUCUACGGCAUCUUCAACGUUCCCCUGCCUUCUCAGACUGAGGAGGCUGAAGUGGAAGACGAGGACAGCGAUGAUGACUACUCUACGGGCGGCGAAAGCACAGGGACUGGCAAGCUGUCGGGACCUCCUAGCGAAUAUGGCGACGAUACCAGGAAUGAGAUCCUCGGAGUGCAGAAGGCUAUCUCGGACGAAGAGGGCAAGACGGGUGUCAGCGAGUGGUCCGACUUCACCACAAGCAAGCACGUUCCCAAAGACGAUGUCGCAGACUCCAUACUUGAGUCGACCCAAAGCACAUCUUGGGAAGUCUACCAAGACCAAUCGCAGUCCCAAAGCGCACCGCUACCGGAAGACGAUGAAGCCGACGACCUCAUCACGCCCAUUGACGAGAAUCCGCGUACACGCUACGUUCCGGUACCACCAGAAGGUUACGAGCCUCCUAUGGGCCAGUAUCGGGACAUGGCUGUUGUUGCUAACAAUCGGCUGCCGUUCAUGACGCCCAUCGUCGAGCGCACGGAGUCUUCAAUGGGUCUAGCAACCGCAAGGACGUCAGAGAAGGACUACUUCAAUGCGAAGACGCCGAGCAGAAAGGCGGCAGCCGGCGUACCUGUGGCACUGGAAGAAGCAGAUGAGCUGGGAAGCAGUCCCUUCCAGGAGGAGCUUGGAGAGGUUGAGGCAGAGGACAGGAGGAAGGUGCUCCAGCCCAUCCGGACGAAGUCGACCAAAGGGACGAUAUCACUUGGGCAGGGUACGGCGAGAGGUCAGAUUGCUGCCAAAAGUGGCAGCACCAAGGAAACUUCGGACACGGCGGUACAGAAAGGCCCAGUCAUAAGAGACGAGCAAUGCAACCCCAUGGACCCUCAGCUGCGGCAGACCAUCCUCUCCCAGAUGAAGCCCAGCCUCUCCACCUACGAAGGAUACCACGAACACCUCUCCACAACAUCCAAUCGGACAUCAGAGAUCAAGAAAUACAUCCGCGUCCUCCAAAAGGCCUCCCGCAGUUCCACCAACCUCGAAAAGACCGCCUCCACCCUCUCCCUCCCACCCAUGCUCUCCUUUCCCGGCGCCGACGGCACCUACACCAUCAAGCGCGAGCUCGGCGCCGGCACCUUCGCCCCCGUCUACCUCAUCGAAAACUCCACCGCCAUCACCGCUGCUGAGAACCAAGAAAACGAAACCUCCGACUCCCGCCCUUCCUCCCGCUCCGGCAAAGCCACCCACCGCGCCCCCCUCGAAGCUUUGAAGAUGGAAGACCCCCCAAACGUCUGGGAAUUCUACAUCCUCCGCGCCACCCACCGCCGCCUAGGUGUCAGCCGCGCUGCGGACUCCAUCGUCCGCGCGCACGAAAUGCAUCUCUUCCGCGACGAAUGCUUCUUGAUCGAGUCUUUCCGCUCGCAAGGCACGUUGCUCGACCUUGUCAACCUCGCUCGGGUGGAGAACGGUCCGAACGCCUCCUCCGCCGGCCUAGACGAGAUGAUGGCGAUGUGGCUCACGGUCGAACUGCUGCGCACCGUCGAAGCGCUGCACAGCAAGGGAAUCAUCCACGGCGAUCUGAAAGGCGACAAUGUGCUCGUGCGUUUCGACGACCCCGGGUUAGAGACCGAUUGGAGCCCUACUUACUUCCCUAGCGGCGCGCACGGCUGGUCCAGCAAGGGUGUAUGUCUGAUCGACAUGGGACGCGGGAUCGAUAUGCGACAGUUUGUUCCCAACGUCGCGUUCAUCGCGGAUUGGAAGACGACGGAGGCGGAUUGCGCUGAGAUGCGUGAAUUACGACCCUGGACUUACCAAGUCGAUUACUUCGGUCUAGCGGGGAUCAUCCACUCGCUGUUGUUCGGGAAGUACAUGGAGACCAUCGGGGAGAAACACGGCGCGGUGCUCGGACAGGGUGCGACGAAGACGUACAGGAUUCGGGAGGGGUUGAAGCGGUAUUGGCAGACGGAGAUUUGGGGCGAGGUGUUUGGGCUGUUAUUGAAUCCGCUCGCGCAUGUGGAGGGAGAGGAAGGGGGGAAGAUGCCGGUGCUGAGGGGGCUGAGGGGUGUAAGAGAGAGGAUGGAGGGGUGGUUGGAGGAGAAUUGUGAGAGGGGGAUGGGGUUGAAGGGGAUGAUUGGGAGGUUUGAGGGGGUUAUUCGGGAGAGGAGGCGGAAGGGGCGGUAG